This is a messenger RNA of Grus americana (Whooping crane), 1496 nucleotides long. It is a transcript of the gene TP53, whose product is annotated as tumor protein p53. Gene Ontology annotation, biological process: apoptotic process; regulation of transcription by RNA polymerase II; protein tetramerization. Gene Ontology annotation, molecular function: DNA-binding transcription factor activity, RNA polymerase II-specific; RNA polymerase II cis-regulatory region sequence-specific DNA binding. The transcript has 11 exons. NCBI's taxonomy places the organism in Eukaryota, Metazoa, Chordata, Aves, Gruiformes, Gruidae. The coding region runs from base 102 to 1175 and encodes 357 amino acids. Gene Ontology annotation, cellular component: nucleus. The record is from RefSeq and is a predicted model, not a curated record.
AGGGGAUUCCCCAGCGCGUGCGGCAGCAGCGGCGGGAGCGGCCGGAGGGGACCCAGGUGUCGGGGUGCCCCCCGCCCUCCCCCCCCCCCCCCCGUGACGUCAUGGCGGAGGAGCUGGAGCCGCUGUCGGAGGGCGAAGCGUUCCUCGACAUCUGGAACAUGCUCCCCGACAACAUCCACUCGUUCCCCGAGGAGCUGCCGGUGUGGGACCCGACUCCCGUGGGGUCCCCCCUGGACCCCCCCGGCAGUGGGGUGCUGGUGCCGCCCCCCCUCCCCGCGGAGCCCCCCCCUCCCCCGGUGCCCCCCUCCCCGGUGGUGCCGUCCACGGAGGAUUACGGGGGGCACCACGACUUCCGCCUGCGCUUCCGCGAGACCGGCACCGCCAAGUCCGUCACCUGCACCUACUCCCCCGAGCUGAACAAGCUGUACUGCCGGCUGGCCAAGCCCUGCCCGGUGCAGGUGAAAGUUGGGGUGCCCCCCCCCCCAGGAACGCUGCUCCGCGCCGUCGCCGUCUAUAAGAAGUCGGAGCACGUGGCCGAGGUCGUGCGGCGCUGCCCCCACCACGAGAGAUGUGGGGGGCCCGGAGAUGGCCUGGCCCCCGCCCAGCACCUGAUCCGGGUGGAGGGGAACCCCCAGGCUCGUUACCACGACGACGAGACCACCAAGCGGCACAGCGUGGCCGUGCCCUACGAGCCCCCGGAGGUGGGCUCCGACUGUACCACGGUGUUGUACAACUUCAUGUGCAACAGCUCCUGCAUGGGGGGCAUGAACAGGCGCCCCAUCCUCGCCAUCCUCACGCUGGAGGGGCCGGGGGGUCAGAUCCUGGGCCGUCGCUGUUUCGAGGUUCGGGUCUGCGCCUGCCCUGGCCGGGACCGCAAGAUCGAGGAGGAGAACUUCCGCAAGAGGGGCGGGGCCAAGCGCGCCCUGUCACCCACGGCUGAAGCCCCCGAGAGCUCCAAGAAGCGGGUGCUGAACCCCGACUCCGAGGUCUUCUGCCUGCAGAUCCGGGGGCGUCGCCGCUACGAGAUGCUGAAGGAGAUUAACGACGCGCUGGAGGCGGCCGAGGGGGGGGCGGCUCCGCCACGACCGACGAAGGGUCGCCGCCCGCGGGGGGAGGGGCUGGUGCCGCGCGGGAAGAAGCUGCUGCUGAAGGGGGAACCGGCCGACUCCGACUGACCACGCCCCCUUUGCCGGAGGCCACGCCCACCCGGCUCCGCCCACCCGCUUAGCCCCGCCCUGCUCCAUGCGAAGCCCCGCCCCAUCUCACCCCUGCCCUGCCCUCCUGGCCACGCCCCCCUCCUGGCCACGCCCCCCUCCUGGCCACGCCCACCCCCCUAAGCCGCACCCUCCGGUGCUUUUUAAAGCCACGCCCAUACAGCCCUGGCCACGCCUCCUGGCGUUGGCUCCGCCCCCAGCCCCGCCCCUGCCGCUUGGCCCCGCCCCCCGGCGUGUUUUUAAGGUCGUUUUUAUACAAUAAACGUCUUUUUUUGUACCGCC